GAAAGAGGCUCGAUCUCCACCGGUUUGCUUCUCCAGACUCCGUACUCCGUAUGAAAGCCUGACCUACUCUGCACUCAUUGGCCAUGAUUUUCUGCCCACUAUUUUGAACUAUUCGCUCUAGCGGCUGGGAUCUACAGUACGCACCAUGUCGGAACACUGCAAUAUUCCGGGGGAAUGAAAUGUUUAUAUCCACUCAAUAUGCAUUCUUUUUAUAUCCAGGAAAUGCAUUUUAGAACAGCCAGGCAAUAUGAGACGACUCAUCAAGAAAUUCCGCAUGUUACUCAGAACAACGAUCGCAAUAACGACCAGCUUAAACAACUCGCUGCAAUGAAGCCACACGCAUUCAUCCAGAGUGUCAGAAUACGCAGCCCGAUGUCAAAUUGGGGUCUAUAUUCCAAGCCCGGUCUCGAUUGCAACCGUCUCAUAGUUCCCGAGCGAACCAAUGAUCACGAACGCGCUACCUCUAGACACUAAGUCAAACCGGAAUGGGAGGAAUACGACCCCUGCGCUAUAAGGUAACACGAGAAACACCCCUCGUAUCUCAUCGGCUCUCAAU
Molecule: messenger RNA, 556 nt
Organism: Aspergillus steynii IBT 23096
Lineage: Eukaryota; Fungi; Ascomycota; Eurotiomycetes; Eurotiales; Aspergillaceae
Exons: 1
Coding region: 175-474 (99 amino acids)
Source: RefSeq, a predicted model, not a curated record